Molecule: messenger RNA, 414 nt
Organism: Vicia villosa (hairy vetch)
Lineage: Eukaryota; Viridiplantae; Streptophyta; Magnoliopsida; Fabales; Fabaceae
Product: NDR1/HIN1-like protein 3
Exons: 1
Coding region: 1-414 (137 amino acids)
Source: RefSeq, a predicted model, not a curated record
AUGGCCAUCAACUUCCAACCCUCAUUUGAAAGCAUAAGGCUCAUCUUCCUCAAGCUUUUUGCGGUUUCAUUUUCUUCCUUUAUGUUCUUCUUGCUUGUUUCCAUCUUUCUCUCCUCUAAUGUCAAGUUUCACAUAACUGAGUCUUCUCUCUCAGAGUUCAACCUCACAAGCAACAACACCUUAGAUUACAAAUUAGAAGCCAACAUCGCACCAAGAAAUUCCAACAAGAACGCGGAAAUAUGGCAUUGGAAGAUCGUCGCAAUUGCAUGGUACGAAGAUAUUGACUUUGCUGAUGAAGUGAAUUUGUCAUAUGUUGAAGGAAAGGGUGUGAUCAAACUUAAAAGUAAAGCAGGUUACAAGUAUAAAGAAGAGGCGCGUUUAUGGAUCUAUAAUCAGUCUUUCUUUGAUUUCUAA